AUGCUUCUUGCUUUGCGUAUAAGUUUGAGUGAAUCCGGCUUGAUACUAUUGAUUGCACAUAUUGUUACGAGAUGUCACUGUUCUGUUCAAAUUAACCCAGAAUGUUCACAUGAGAAUCCUGUUUGUCUCAACGGCGGCACGAUGGACUCAAAUGGAAUAUGUCAAUGUACGCCUGAGUGGAAGGGAGACUUUUGUGAUAUCGCCGUAAAAGUGUCACUCUACUGCAGGAAAUCUAAUGAAUGCAAAUAUGGAGGGUCGUGUAUCGAUGGCAAAUGUCAAUGUACAAACUUGCGGACAGGUAGACAAUGCCAAAUUAACGUUCAAGAUACCGUCAAAUAUAUUGAAGAUAUUCUAGACAAGAAAACCCAAUCACGAUACUUCUUUAUUUCCACCAACGCUGCUUUUUCUCGAGCUCGAAACCAAUGCCGGAAGCUUGGAGGGCAUAUCAUCACCGCGACAGAACCAAUAAGUUCUCAUGAUAACGAGUUUGAUGGUAGCCUUAGUUUCAGCUUACCCCAUAAAACGAAAAACUGCAGUGCAAUAAAGUUAAACAACUUCGGUGCGCUAGAAAUUUCAUGCUACGGCAAGAUGGCGUAUGUGUGCCAAGCGCCAACUACUGGUGUUUGUUCAAAAGCGAUUCAAAGCAAAUUUUGCGAUAACACAAUUGCUGGACACUGCCAUCAUUCGAAAACUGGAUUUGAAUGUUGUAAAAGAGGAUUUAAGAUGAUGGAAAAUGGUAUUUGCGUUGAUCGUAACAGCAUUUUAUGUCCACCAAAAGACGAAAACUGUGUGUACAAAAAUGGAUCAAGUGUAUGUUUAUGCCCUGAUAAUAUGCAAGGAAAUGGAAUAAAUGCUUGCGGAUAUAUAAUAACAUUAUGGCAAAUUGUCAGAUAUCCAGAGAUCAAACUACCAGCUACUGAUUGCGCUGUGAGAGAUAAAGCAAAUCGUCUCCGUGAUUUAUACUCUAAACACCUGUUAAACAAAAUAAACAUGCUCAUCAUAACAAAAAUUACUGAUUUUGAAACAAAAUUAUUAAAUUUAACAUAUGAUAUUUAUUGCUCGGAUCCCAACUUGACACCACGUGAUUUUAUCAAAGAUUUUAUUAAAGUCAGACGAGCAAUGAGAAGUUCUAAUAAAAAACUGUUUUUUGGAUGGAGGAAACCUAUUCAAGCUUCUUCAAAGUGUACGCCAAAAGAAAUGGGGUACGGCAAAAGAUUAUAUCAUUUCAAGGCAGCAAAGGCAGGUACUCUAGCGUUUUCAAAAGAAAACUCCUCAUCGGGAUCAUCUGAAGCUACUCUGCCUUGUAAAAUAAGAAAAUACUCAGAUGGCAGUGAAUCAGCAUACUUGGACUAUACAGCUUUUAGAUUUGCAUGUAAUAUGAUUUAUACUACAAGUGCUCCAAUAUCUUUUGAAACCACGAAUGGCGAUGUAGCAAACGGAAGUACGCUAAUGUAUAGAUUUAAGAAAUACUACAACGAAACAAUGCACGACUCGGUAAAUACAACAAACGAUUUCAGGAGCGCAAAGGUAGUGAAGUGA
Molecule: messenger RNA, 1539 nt
Organism: Styela clava
Lineage: Eukaryota; Metazoa; Chordata; Ascidiacea; Stolidobranchia; Styelidae
Source: RefSeq, a predicted model, not a curated record